This is a messenger RNA of Penicillium brevicompactum, 411 nucleotides long. RefSeq lists its product as uncharacterized. The coding region runs from base 1 to 411 and encodes 136 amino acids. NCBI's taxonomy places the organism in Eukaryota, Fungi, Ascomycota, Eurotiomycetes, Eurotiales, Aspergillaceae. The transcript is spliced from 2 exons. The record is from RefSeq and is a predicted model, not a curated record.
AUGGGCUCCUCAAGUGUAUUCGCAAAGACCAUUCUCAUUCCCGCUGCAAUCGCAUUAACAAUCUACAUCCUCGCAUCAUGCGUCAUCAUCCCCUUCUUCCGCCGCUACCACCAGCGCUACUCCCAAUACCUCCCAUUGCACAGCAUAUCCGCACACACGCUCUCGCUACGCGACCGCGUCGCCGAUACCGUGAUGAACUUCUUCCUUCGGUCGACGUGGCGACGCAACGCGGACGUGGCAGACAAUGACAACAUCAGCAUUGACGAGCAAGAAGGCGAAGCAUUGGUAGGGAUGGACAUGAACGCUGUCCGGGGCGUCUUGGGGCGGAGACCGGAUGUGGGGACGGAGCGGCUGGGGAGGGAUUUAGAGGAGGGUUUCAUGGAUGAUAGCGACAGUGAAGGGCAUGCUUAA